This is a messenger RNA of Sparassis crispa, 360 nucleotides long. RefSeq lists its product as hypothetical. The transcript is spliced from 2 exons. The record is from RefSeq and is a predicted model, not a curated record. Bases 1 to 360 code for a protein of 119 amino acids. Lineage: Eukaryota; Fungi; Basidiomycota; Agaricomycetes; Polyporales; Sparassidaceae.
AUGAGCGUCUCGCAGUACGUUUCCUUUGUCUCCAUUCCGUCGGCUGAGGUACCGGUCACGUCUCAACAAGACGCAGACACCGUCGCACGUAUCAUGGAAUGCACGCAUGGCGCGGCGUCCAACGAUGCGUCUUCCCUCUUACACAUCCUGUUUAACACUCUCAAGAAUUUCUGGUCCCGCCCUGGGGUGCAAUUCGCUCGCCUCUUCGAAGUCUGCCUGCAGAGCGAGGCGUGCGCCCGCCCUCGUUCCACACAUCCCGUGUCGCGGAUCCUUGGGCACCGCGGACAGUGGAUACAGGGCGGCGAUCGCCCACCGUCCGCUCUUCGUACGGCCCGCCCACGUUCAAGCUUCGAUGCUUGA